GAGGCAUUAGAGAUGAACUAAUUCAACGAUGAUCGUAAGUCAAGAAUUCAGAGAAAUUUCCAAAAAUUUUAGUUUGCAAUCCAUCUCUUUUUCAUCCUAUCUUGGUGAAGGAGAAUGCAACAUUGCUCCUUAGCAAGUUCUCCAAUAUAGACUAAUGUUUCUUGGGUUUUCCAAUGAACAUCUUUGCUUUAUUACCUUUGGUUAUUCGUUGUCUUGGUGGAUAGUAAAUUUCUAGUUUGCUUGGGUUAUUUUUUAUUAAACAUGAUCAAUCGUUAGUUAUUGCAUGAAUUUUGAUUGUAAAUGGCUUAAAAAGACAUCAACCCAUGUUAUUUUAAAAGGAUUCAGCUCCGGCUUUAUGGCCUUUAAGUACGAAAUUUUUCGUUUGCUCAUUCACUGUCCAUUUGCCUUUGACUAGAAUCCCUUCCUUUCUUGCUUUCUUCCUUUCUAAAAUAUUCAUGAAUAAUUAAAAAUUUUUUAGGCUCAACAGUGAAAAAUUUAAAAAAGCCAUUCUCUUCGAUUAUCAUUGGGUUUGCAUAAAUUACUCUUUUUGCGUGAAGUGGAUUUUUGAAAUCUUUAUUUCUCGAAUUACCAAGCCAUCCAUUUUUUAUUUAUAAUGGAAUCCACAAGACGAUAUACUAUUUCUAUAGCUAUUCCUGUGUCUUGUUUAAAUGAAGCUAACAAUCUGCAACUGAAAAGUGCUCUUGUGUACCAGAUUGCAAGGUUGGCUAUCGUAUACGAAGUUGAUGAAAUUGUCUUAGUCGCUGAUCCUGAACAUGUACGACAGACCCAAAAUGCUACUGCAUCCUCAGAUUGCUAUGUACGGGAUCCAUUGAAGUUCUUUUCCGAUAUUCUUAGUUAUAUGGAAACUCCUACCUUUAUGCGAAAAACUAUUUUUCCUUUACUUCCUCAUUUAAAACAUAUGGGAUUGUUUCCUGUAAUUCAACUCCGCAACGAUUCUAGUCAAAUACUCGAUAAAGACUUUCCCUAUAAAGAAGCGUAUGUUCUGAAUCAGUUGCCUCGCUCCAAAAACAAAUACGUUGUUCAUGCAGGGUUUCAACAUCCCGUGCAAGUUACUUCUACACAACCUCUUGCAGCCAAAGACAGACUCACAGUUAGAUUGAAGCCACAAGCUCCAAAUACUGAAGGAUAUCUGCAAGGUGACAUAGUCUCUUGUACAGCACCGCGAGAAAAGGGAGGAAGGUAUUGGGGAUUUCAAAUUCGCCAUUCCACUUCGCUUAGCGAUCUUCUCAAAGGACCUUACAAGGGUGGCUAUGAUUUAAAGGUACAAAUAAAUAACUCCACCCAUGUUUCUCCUGCGGAUUUAUCAAACAAUUUACGUUCCUCCUUUCGUCACGUAUUACUGUUGUUUGGAAAUGCUUUUGAAAAUCAACCAGUUGAUGAUUUACAUACCGUUAAUCCAUUUCCAUUCCCCCUUCCCAUUCAACCACGAUUAGAGGAAAAUUUUUUGGCAGCCAUGGCUCCUCUCUCUAUUGUUUUGAAUUCUCAUGGACGACACUGAAAAGCGUAGCAAGCAGUUGUUACUCUUUAUUUAAAUAAGAAAAAAAUUUGAUUAGAUAUUUACAUAGAAUCUUUUUAGGAUUAAUUUGGAAUUGAAAUAAAGAUAUUAUUAAAGAUAUUAAAAUUUUCAAAUAGUGCAGAAU
Molecule: messenger RNA, 1661 nt
Organism: Schizosaccharomyces octosporus yFS286
Lineage: Eukaryota; Fungi; Ascomycota; Schizosaccharomycetes; Schizosaccharomycetales; Schizosaccharomycetaceae
Product: DUF171 family protein
Exons: 2
Coding region: 614-1519 (301 amino acids)
Source: RefSeq, a predicted model, not a curated record